Molecule: messenger RNA, 2845 nt
Organism: Hypoxylon fragiforme
Lineage: Eukaryota; Fungi; Ascomycota; Sordariomycetes; Xylariales; Hypoxylaceae
Product: kinase-like domain-containing protein
Exons: 4
Coding region: 209-2485 (758 amino acids)
Biological process (GO): peptidyl-serine phosphorylation; peptidyl-threonine phosphorylation
Molecular function (GO): protein serine/threonine kinase activity; ATP binding
Source: RefSeq, a predicted model, not a curated record
GUUUGAUAUUACCGCACGCCGGCCAGCCUUACGUAUGACCCGUUGUCGGUGAAGGGUAUAUAAUUGAUUUCAGUUCGAUAUCAGCUGUAAACAUUAAAAAUAUAUUUCCCGCCACUAUUCAUUUCUUCGUUGAUUCCUUAUCUUUUAAGACUUACCCCUUUUAUCUGUUGUGACUAUCAUUCUGCUCGAAUCAGCUAGGCUAACCAUAAUGCAUUUCAAGGAACUUACUCAACAUUCAAAUAAUUUUGAAGAUUGGGUUAGAGAAAAUGCUGUUGAGGGCGAAGAUGGCCAUGGAAAUUGUGCACAAUUCGUAUCACCCAGCGCCUUAUCCAAAUACUGGAACUGGCACCGCGUGCAAACAGUUCUUAGAGACUCAGGCGCAGCAGCGAGCGUUGCUACUAUACAACAAGCAUACAUCCGUGUAUUCAGCAUCCUAGUCUACACAAACCAGAUAUCUUCUCUUGAUAAUUUCCUGAAGAAUGGUCUUAACGACGAGAGACUGCCCCUCGAGCAAGCCCCAAGUCAAUGGCCUAAGAACGAUGAUGAUAAUAAUAAUGUUCUGGAAAAGUUCAAGGAACAUCAAUGGAGGUUCUGCCCCUUGAGAAUAAGUUGCCGCUCACUCUUGGGCCAGACGUUGGAUGACCGCCAUAUUCUGCCCAUCAAAUCAAAGACACUUCUCCACAAACCGCAGAUAGAAUCCGAGAUUAGGAAGGUUGUCUUCUAUCGCGACUGUAUUGAUGAUGAACUACCAGGUACUAUUAUCCUGAAAUCAUACACGCAUCCCUCCACAGCGCAGUCGCUAUAUAAGGCCGAAGUGGAUGCAUUUACGAAGAUACGCAAUAGCGCGUCGAAACAAAACCACUCUAAGUUUGAAUAUAUCAUUGAAUUUUACGGCCAUUUCAAGCAAAACAAAAAGUAUUACAUUCUUCUAGAACACGCUGAAGGGGACCUGGACUCGUACUUCAACAACACUAAGCCUCCCGAAGACGCACCCGAAAUGAUCCAAUUUUGGGAGAGUAUGUUCAAACUCAUCCAUGGCCUAAGUCUCAUCCAUAAUCUAGGCGAUCCUGAUGAGCAAAGCACCUCGAUGUCUCUUGGUUCUCACCAAGACAUCAAACCCGACAACAUACUCGUGGCCAGGGGAAACCGGUCUAGUGAUUACAGAAUAACCCUCAAAAUUGCAGACUUCGGUAAAAGCGACUUCUGGAACGUUUCUGAUGACAAUCGCAAUGUUUUGGGAGUCGAUAAUAGAGGAGAUCAAAUCUACAGCGCCCCCGAAUGUAUCGUGAAUUAUCCUGUGCUGGAGAGGUUUACCAACCGUGUUGGUUCUGAAGUAGACAUCUGGUCAUUAGGUUGUCUCUUCAGUGAAUCGGCAGUCUGGGCUACAUGCGGUCAGGAAGGCCGGCAAGAGUACCUGCGAAAGCGGGUCGAGGAGACCCAAGGAAUUGAGUCCAUGGCUCGAUCUGGGUUUGAGGGCUGUUUUCAUGAUGGAAUUAGGGCUCUGUCCCAAGUGGCCAUCAUGCACGACCACAUCCUUAAGAAUCGGCGACCCUGGGACACGAUUACGCCCGAGGUUAUCGAGCUGAUACGUGAUUCGAUGCUGUUAGAGCCGAUGAUUAGGAAGAGUGCCAAGAAAUUGCUACAGCUGUCAGGGCAGAUAAAACAAAAAGCAGAGCAAAAGGCACGAGAGUUGGGCUACAUACCAACCCACGUGCCACGGACACCCACCGAUCCCGAACUUUCUUCGAACAAGAUAACAGUUGACGAUGUUCUACGGUACCGGCUGAACAUGAAAUCAGAUCAGUCACCAAACAAGUACGUUGCGACUCAGAUCAAACUGCUCCAAGAGAGGAUCAAAGGCCGAGAUCAGAUUUUCUUGAUUGAUGAUUCGAAAUCCAUGAAGACUGAGCACCAAACAGACUGUGAAAAGACCUUCACCGCCCUGUCCUAUAUAGCGAAGAGAAUCGACGACAAUGAAAUCGAUCUAUUCUUCACAUCCCACCCGUCCAAAAUGUACCACAACCGGAAAACAUCUAGACUCCUUACCGACGUACAGGAGCAUUAUCAUUAUAGCGACAGCGGCCCAUCUAUGAUGGAAGACAGCAUGAGCCAGGCAAUCAACUACAUCGACAAACAGUUCUCCAACAUCAUAUUCAAGUUAAACCUGAAGCCACCUCCCAGAAUCACCCUGUUUGUACUCACAGACGGAAAAUGGGGUGAUGCAGAGGGAACUGUCCCGGGCAUUGAAGAGGAGAUCAAGCGGCUUAUAAAGACGGUUCAAUCGAACAACUUGGGCAGGACUUCGGUCGCUAUACAGUUCAUACGAUUCGGAGACGACUACAAGGCUAUGGAGAGGCUCAGCCAACUGGAUGACUUUGGGAAAAGUCUGGACUGGGAUAUCGUUGACACGAAGGCACACACAGACCAUGUACCUGACAUGUUCAUCGGUAGCAUCGACAAUGGUGUGGAUGAAAAAGGCGAAUGAGCUGAGUAAUAUCUAUAUGAUCUUAUGCGUAGCAACCCUAUUGGGACGAGGUACCUCCCUUCUUCGGAAUCUACAACCUGCCAGAUCUGCACAGAAGACUAUUCGAAAUAACUCGUCCAGACCCCCUGAAACCCCUUUGGGUAGCCAUGAACACGAUGCCGUGUUCCCCUUUUAGGCCUUUUAGUCAAGCUCCAUUGGCCCCCUUAUUGUGGGGUGCCCGUCUUGGCGUCUACAACGUUCCGAGAACCUUAAACAAUCGGCCAUCCAUGCCCGUCACCCGUUGUGGCCAGUGAGGGAACAAGUUAGCCUUCAUCAUGAGAUGUAUCACAAAUAAACGCAUGUAAAGAACCGGGUUAUAUU